GCGGCCAGCUUCCUCAAAUUCCCUCUGGCUCCCGCCUUCACCCGCUUCCGGUCUUCGUUGUCGCCGCUGCUGCCGCUGCUCCUGCUGCUGCUGCUGAGGCUGCUGGCGGAGGCCGGAGGAUCGGGCGGCGGCGGCGGCGGCGGCUGAGAGGGCGGCGGCGGGAGCGGAGCAGGAUAAGGGAGCGAGAGGAAGCGAGCGAGGAGCGAGCGGAGCGCUCCCUUCCGCCCGCCUGAGGAGCCGGAGCAGCCCGGGCCCCGCCGCCGCCGCCACCGCCGCCGCCGCCUGCCUGCCGGACAAAGCCGAGAGCCCGCGCCCAGAGCCAUGUCCUCGUCCGCCGGCAGCGGCCACCAGCCCAGCCAGAGCCGCGCCAUCCCCACCCGCACCGUGCCCAUCAGCGACGCCGCGCAGCUACCUCAUGACUAUUGCACCACGCCCGGGGGGACGCUCUUCUCCACCACACCGGGAGGAACUCGAAUCAUUUAUGAUCGAAAGUUUCUAUUGGAUCGUCGCAAUUCUCCCAUGGCUCAGACCCCGCCCUGCCAUCUGCCCAAUAUCCCAGGAGUCACUAGUCCUGGCACCUUAAUUGAAGACUCCAAAGUAGAAGUAAACAAUUUGAACAACUUGAACAAUCAUGACAGGAAGCACGCAGUUGGGGAUGAUGCUCAGUUUGAGAUGGACAUCUGACUCCUGCAAAGAUUAGAAGAAAAGCAGCAACCCUGAUACUUGCGUGUACCUGAUCUGGCCAAUAGGAUCAACAAAGAAAAGAAGCAGCAGCACCAGCAGUCCCUAUUGCAGUCUUCACCUCCCCCUCCCUCGGGUGCCAAAUGAUGGGAAGAUGGGUGUCAUCUGACCAUUCUUCUCCCUGUUUCCUGUUCCCAUUCCCAAUUAGACAGAUUAGAUUGAAGGCCUUUGGUGUAUUUCUGUAGAGCUAAGCAGCCCAUAGAGGAAAAUGUUCCACUCUGGCUUCCUUGGUCAUUUUUUAUUGAGAACCAACCCCCUCAAAUUUAUCCCCUAUUAAGUAUCAACCUACUAACCACUGCCUGGCUGGUAGGGAUACAGAGGUUUGAUAGGUUCAUCAUUGUUCAUGUUCUUUACCCUCUGUCUCUUUUCCUUGUAUCCUACCUGUGGUUCAAUGCUGCAAGAGCCUGGGUUUGGGGUCUUUAAAAUCAUCAGGGAGAAUGAUAAAAAGAGAACUUUCCCUUUCACCUUGAGGUGUUUGUCCUUAGGGACAGCAAUUUGUGCACCUCUCAAAACUUAGCUUGUGACACUGUUUUAAGGUUCAUUUCCCUUUGCUUGAUCUGAGAGCUCCUGAUGUAGAGGGUUUAAAAGUAAAGGAGUAGAAGACAUUUCUCAUCUUCUUAUUUCUUUACUUUAAACCCUCUGCAUCAGAAGGGAGCCCUUGGUAAAACUUUGCUCAAAUGUUGUUCCUCCCUGCUUACAUCUUGUUGCUGGCAGAGUCUAUUGUACCUUGAGAUAAUAAAUAAUCAGGUGAUUUUGUCUGCUCCCAAAGCAGGUGCAUACCACAUAAUAGAGGCACUUUGGCCUCCACUUGGUGCAUUAGGCCUGAUCGUAGUAUUCUGCCAGACAAUCCUAAGAAUGACCCCUGAAUAGUGUUGACCCAUUUGAGUACCCAGUCUCAGUAGUCAUUGUUUUUUAAGUCCAAUACACAUUGUGAUGUUUGUUCUUGGUUUGCAGUUUCUUAUGUUUUAAACUUAAAGUUGAUUUUCAGAAUGUUCCUAAAAGUAACACCAUUUUUUUCCUUUGUGGAUCUGCUUUGUUUGGCUGCUGGGUUAGAUAAGCAUGGGCUUUAAAAUGUGUUCCUCCCAGUUCUCUUGCCUUUCCCGUUCUUCCUCCCUUCCUCUCUUCCUCUCUCUCCUUCCUUUACUUUCUUUUUCUCUGCCAGGCCAUUUUUCAAAUUUACUCAAAGAUACCUCAAGUAUUGGUAUCUGAUAAUAUCUAUCACUCCUCUUAUCUGAGGAGUGAUCUUUUAUUUUUAAGAUGACUACAGACCUAUUUUUAGAUAUGUUUUCAGUACAAUUUUGAACAGCAACUUUUUAAUUAAACAUCUUCCAGUGUUAGGAAGGUGAGAAAUGUCCACAGGCAAGUCUGCUGUUCUGUGUCACCAUCCUUUGUCUCCCUGAAUCCCUUAGGAGCGCUCUCCUUCCUCUCUAGUUUUGGGUGUGCAUGUUGGAGUUUUUAGUGGGUGGUUUGUAAAGCUGGACCAUUCUGCCUUGCUGUGGGUGUUCACGAAAGCCUCAUUCUUUUCCCUUACCCCUUUGCUUUUGCAUUCCUUCUCUUCCCCACUUCUCCUAGGACUAUUGACUGGCACAAUAAUCUCAGGAGAGUAACCCCCCCCCCAUAGAAAGACUAGAGCAUCCAUUCCCUCAUGGAAAGAUAAAGUAGCUCCUAGUGUCUUGGGAAUUUCUGGUUGGGUUUGGUGCCCUGAACCCUCUUCUUAAGAAAUAAGAUCCCAGAGUGAGAGUAACAGGCCAACUGGCUAAGAAAGAAAGCUAUUUGUUUUUCUUUUGAACUAUGGAAAGACCCUGUUUGUGAAUACAUUUAGAAAGGAGAGGGAGGAUGUCUGCAGAACUUUGUUCUGGUUUUUUUGCUACAAAAUGUGAAUAAUUCAAAGAGUAAAAACCUUUUGUGAUGGUUGAUGUCUCAGGAAUAAGCUGGAUCUCCAGUGUUUUGGGGAUACCCUUGAGUCUGAAAAAUUGAUAAUCAGAAAAGUAUUUUUUUGUUUGUUGGUUUACUGUAACCCUAUUCUGAUAUUAAACUCCAAAUUUC
Otolemur garnettii (small-eared galago) is the source of this 2787-nucleotide messenger RNA. RefSeq names its product eukaryotic translation initiation factor 4E binding protein 2 (gene EIF4EBP2). Gene Ontology annotation, cellular component: cytoplasm. The transcript has 3 exons. The record is from RefSeq and is a predicted model, not a curated record. NCBI's taxonomy places the organism in Eukaryota, Metazoa, Chordata, Mammalia, Primates, Galagidae. Gene Ontology annotation, biological process: negative regulation of translational initiation. Bases 322 to 684 code for a protein of 120 amino acids. Gene Ontology annotation, molecular function: eukaryotic initiation factor 4E binding.